Messenger RNA from Orbicella faveolata, 1820 nucleotides. Its product is annotated as NADH-cytochrome b5 reductase 3-like. NCBI's taxonomy places the organism in Eukaryota, Metazoa, Cnidaria, Anthozoa, Scleractinia, Merulinidae. Gene Ontology annotation, molecular function: FAD binding; oxidoreductase activity. The record is from RefSeq and is a predicted model, not a curated record. Gene Ontology annotation, cellular component: mitochondrion.
AAACUACUCUUCUUUGCAAACUGAGGUGUGUGUCUGUAAAGGGUGCAAAGAUUGCCUUUUACGUAACUUUCAAAUCAUGGACGACCCAUUUACGAAACCUGUGUUUGUUGCUCUUGGUGUCGUCAUUGUUACUGUAGGAUUUGGCUUGGUAACGUAUUUUCUCAAAUCGCAAGCAAAAGGCAGCAAAAAAAGGCCAGUUGCAUUAGAUCCUCAGAAAAAGAUUCCAUUCAAACUCAUUGACAAAAAGAUUGUAAGCCAUGAUACAAGGAGGUUCCGAUUUGAACUGCAAUCACCAGAGCACAUACUUGGACUCCCUGUGGGAAACCACAUGUACCUCAGUGCCAAAGUUGAUGGCAGUCUUGUGAUCAGGCCGUACACACCGGUAACAUCUGAUGAUGAGGUUGGAUAUUUUGAGCUAGUAAUUAAGGUCAGUAACAUAUGUGGGAUAUCUGAUACAGUUCACCCGAUAAGAAACAAGUUUGUUAAGGAUAUGAAGAUCACGAAGAGACAAUUCCCGGGUUCUUAUAAAAACUACUCUUCUUUGCAAACUGAGGUGUGUGUCUGUAAAGGGUGCAAAGAUUGCCUUUUACGUAACUUUCAAAUCAUGGACGACCCAUUUACGAAACCUGUGUUUGUUGCUCUUGGUGUCGUCAUUGUUACUGUAGGAUUUGGCUUGGUAACGUAUUUUCUCAAAUCGCAAGCAAAAGGCAGCAAAAAAAGGCCAGUUGCAUUAGAUCCUCAGAAAAAGAUUCCAUUCAAACUCAUUGACAAAAAGAUUGUAAGCCAUGAUACAAGGAGGUUCCGAUUUGAACUGCAAUCACCAGAGCACAUACUUGGACUCCCUGUGGGAAACCACAUGUACCUCAGUGCCAAAGUUGAUGGUAGUCUUGUGAUCAGGCCGUACACACCGGUAACAUCUGAUGAUGAGGUUGGAUAUUUUGAGCUAGUAAUUAAGGUUUACUUUAAGAAUGUUCACCCUAAGUAUCCUGAUGGUGGCAAAAUGUCUCAGUACCUGGAUACUCUAAGCAUAGGCGACACUGUUGAUAUCAGGGGACCUUCUGGAAAGUUGACUUACUUGGGAAGGGGAAAACUUGGAAUCAAGGAGAAUGCAAAGGAACCUGUACAGUUCAGAACAGCUAAGAAUGUUGGCUUGAUUGCGGGAGGAACUGGCAUAACUCCUAUGCUACAGAUCAUCAGUGCUGUGAUUAAAGACAGCGAGGAUAAAACCAACCUAACUCUUCUUUUUGCUAAUCAGACAGAAAAAGACAUCUUGGUACGACCUGAAUUAGAAGAGCUGGCUAAGGAAUGUGAGAAUUUUAAGCUUUGGUACACGCUUGACAGGCCACCUGAAGGCUGGCCUUAUAGCUCUGGAUUUAUUAAUGAGGUCAUGCUCAAGGAACACAUGCCAUCCCCCGGACCUGACACCCAGAUACUGAUGUGUGGACCCCCUCCUAUGAUCAACUAUGCUUGUAUUCCUAACUUAGAGAAACUCGGUUAUACCCCUGACAUGUACUUCCCAUUUUAAAGCCAGGCGAUAUGACAAGAAUGUCAGUAUCGUGAUUGUUUUAUAAGUAACCUAGUACAAAAAUAGUUUUCUAUCUACCAGGUGUUAGCCAUAUAAUUAAAACUAUAGCGAGAGCAAUUGUUAAGUCGGUCCCCCGUUCAUCUUAGCCUCUUUGGGUUAUUUGUACCUGGACAUGACUACAGGGUCAAGAGUGGGGAAUUUUUGGAAACCAUGAAGGCAAUAUUUAGCUCUUAUUAACCGAGGUCGUGAGUACAGACCGAACGCAGUGAGGUCUGUACACACGACCGAGCUCAAG